AUGGAAGACGUUGAAAAUGUUUGGUUAAAGCCGAUCGACGUGAUGAAAAGAAGGCGUUUGAAAUUAUUAUCCCAAAGAUCCAAUCCAGAUUUCGACCCGAUAUCCAUAAUUUCAAAUUUCAACUCAUCAACGAACGCCAUUUUAUCUAACUCCACUAAUCUGAAAAAAAAUUUGAAAAGGAAAAAUCCAUUUUCGUGCGGUAAAAAUGAAGAAAGUGACAACGAAGAUGACAAAAUGAUUAAAAAGAAGAUAUUAAAAAAUGAUGUCAAUAAUAAAGAUGACAUAUGUGAUAUAAUUUCGAGUUAUCAUAAAAAUGACGAUGACGAGUGUGAAGAUGGUGAGAGAAAUUUUCAGGAAAAAUCUAAAAAAGUCUUCUUGAGUAUUGAAAAUUUUGGAAAUUCUGCCAGUUUACAGAAUCCUGAUGAAACUUCGGUGAAAAUUUAUGAAGAAAAUGUCUCAAAAGUGGUGAAGAAGCCUGAGAUAAAGAAUAGAAAUUCUAGCCACAAACUUCCAAUGGAUAGAAUUCUGAAAAGUAAGCUUAGAUUCUUGAUCCCGUCAGAGCACGUGAAUAAAAUAUGGCCGAUAAUCGGGACUGACGAAUCUCUGGGCGUGUCUAACUUCCUAACUGAUAAUAUGGGAUUGAAUAAAAACGUAAAACAAAGUUUACAAUGUUCAUCAAUGUUUUAUCAGUUCCCAUCCAUACCCUGGCUACAGCUCUUUCCAAGGAUGAAUAUUAGACAGAAGAUACCAAAUGAUAUGCCACUUCCUAAAACAGCUGAGAAAAUGAUCUUCUCUAAUUGGUGUGAGAGUAUGACCUCAUCAUUCCAAAACAUCAAGCAAGAUAUCUGCCCAUACAUGUACAUCUGCUGCCACCAUAUGACCAUCCUAUUUACAAAACAACCACAGCUGCAACAACCGCAGCAACUGCAGCAGCCGCAACUGCCACUGCCGCAACUGUCACAGCCACAACUACAGCAGCCACAACUACUUAUUCAGCAGCCAGAGCUGCUGCAACAACAUCAGCAGCGAGAACUAAUUGUUGUAAUAACGCCCACAACCAGAGGUUUCAGGAAAUCUUUGGAUGAUGAAAGUAUAGAGUAUUCUAUACCAUUUCUGAACAAAAAUAGCAUUUCUUCAAAGAACCCAGAGGAGAACUACAGAAGGAUUGAUUACAGACCCGCAUCUACGGUCCUCAUAGAUGGCAGUAGUGACUGCGUCGCCUUUUUCAAUUUCCUUCUCAACUCGCCCAACAUCAUUUCAUCGGUUGGACACCUGGCCACCAUUCCCCCAACCAUUUUGGCGCCUUCUGCUUUUAAGGGUGCCUCUUUGCAGAGUCUUAAGAUUCUAAAUAAAGGAGAGAUAUACAACAAGACGUCAUCAUCGUCAUCGUCAUCAUCUUGCUCGUCAUCAUCAUCGUCACAACCAUCAUCAUCAUCGGAGCCCAGCAAACAUCAAAAGAGAUCUAUCUUAGAAAUUUUGGGGCCAAUAUUGCCUAAUAAUUUUGAAAAUAUUUUAAGCACCCUUGCUUCUGCUUGCGACGAAUAUAGCUGCUCUGUUACUAAUUUAGACGAAACUACCUCAUUCAAUUGUCUCAACUACGGUGGUUCUCAAAAGGUGCCAGAAGAAAGUGACUCGAAAUUAGUUAAAUGUUAUGGUGUUGGUGAUAAAAAUAGAGAAGAUGCUGGCUUAGUUUUACACUCUACUGCUAUUAAGAGUGUUGAAUAUAAGGAUAAUCUCUAUACAUGGGAUCUAUCUGUUUAACAUUUUUAUGUAAUUUUUUACGCUCGUUCGUUUGUUUGUGUGUAUAUUUAAUGCAUGUAUGUAUAUAUGCAUGUGUGUGUGUAUGCAUGUAUGUAUGCAUGUAUGUAUGUAUGCAUGCAUGUAUGUAUGUAUGUGGGUCUGUAUAGUUUAUGUUAUUUUUAAUUUGUAUUUAGAUAAUUGUUUGCCAUAACUGUUGCAUUAUUGGGUGACUGGUUAUGUUUGUUUCUUUUUUUUCUUCUUGUAUAUUUCAAUUUCAUGUAUUUCCUUGCAAUGUGAUGAAAUUUGGACCGUUUAAAGUGACAAAUUUUUGUUUGUGUCCGGUUUGCCCUGUACAAACAUUGAAAACAACUUUAUUUUUAUCAUCUAAUUGGCAAUAUUUCUCAAUUUUUCUUCAUUUUUCUAGACUUAAACUAUUCCUUUGUAAAUAUUGAUUAAGAUGUGCUUUAUAAUUAACGAAUUUGAGUUCACUGUGUGUGUUAUUACUAUAACAUAGGACACUGUUUUUUUGAAUAUUUUACUGGUUACCUAAACAAAGGUGCAACAGAUAAAAGAAUACUUGUAUCAACGUAUGAUUUAAGCAACCAAUUUCUACGAGACUAGAAUGUAAAAUAUUCAUUAAAUAAAAUCAAAUGAUAAUAUCGAUCUA
Molecule: messenger RNA, 2407 nt
Organism: Helobdella robusta
Lineage: Eukaryota; Metazoa; Annelida; Clitellata; Rhynchobdellida; Glossiphoniidae
Exons: 10
Coding region: 1-1761 (586 amino acids)
Biological process (GO): nuclear DNA replication
Cellular component (GO): nucleus
Source: RefSeq, a predicted model, not a curated record